AUGGUGAGUCGGUCGAUGGACGAUGUGAUCGAAGCUACAUUGUCCGCCUUCGAGGGUCUCAGUAGUGAUAAGUUGAGUAGCAUCUUCCUUACCCUGCAGGCGGUGAUGCGCCUUCUACUGAAACACCACGGCGAGAACAACUUUAAGUUGACCCACUUGAAGAAGGAUACAUUGAGACGUGCUGGAACCCUCGUGAUGAACGUCACAUGA
Molecule: messenger RNA, 210 nt
Organism: Aphanomyces astaci
Lineage: Eukaryota; Oomycota; Saprolegniomycetes; Saprolegniales; Verrucalvaceae
Exons: 1
Coding region: 1-210 (69 amino acids)
Source: RefSeq, a predicted model, not a curated record